AUGUUUUCUCAGAGCAAGAAGGGGGAGCCUGUGGCCUUCCAGGGGCCGCUGAGCCACAACUCUCAUCGUUCCCAGUCAGCCUGGCCAGUGGCAAGAGAACCUGGAAGUUGUAAUUCAGCAGCCUCUGAAGGGUCUGGAGGCCUCACGGAGAUCAACAAAGAUCCCCACCUCUUACCCAACAUCACCCUGGGCUACAACCUCCAUGACAACUUUCGAGACAGAAGAAUGACUUUGGGUGCUCUGUUGGACCUGCUUUCCACUGGAGAGGGCAAUGUUCCCAACUACAGCUGUGGAAGGAAGAAAAACCUGCUGCUUCUCCUGGAAGAGGCCAACUCUGACCUAUCCAUCCUCAUUGCAGCCACACUGGGCAUCUACAAAGUCCCACAGGAGAUCAACCAGGAUCCCCGCCUCUUACCCAACCUCACCCUGGGCUACACUAUCAAUGACAAUUUUUUCAAGGAAAAAGUAACCUCAGAUGCCUUGCUAGACCUGCUCUCAACUGGGGAGGCCAAUGUUCCAAACUAUAACUGUGGGAAGCAGAAAAAUAUACUGGCUGUCCUUGAAGGGGGUGAAGUUGACAUUUCCAUCCAGAUUUCAGCCAUACUGAGCCACUACAAAAUCCCUCAGCUCCAUCCAUUCCUGCAAAGCCCUCAGUUUCACAACGUUUCCAUGGAUGGGGUAUAUUUGGAUGAAAGCAGAGAGCCAGCAGCUGACUUUGACGUCAUGAGUUGGAUUAUGUUCCCCAACAAGUCCAUCGUCAGAGUGAAACUGGGGGAUCUAGAAAGGUGUGUGGAAAGUUGUCAACCUGGAUUGGCCAAGGGGGCUCAGGAAGGAGAACCCAUCUGCUGCUACCUCUGUCUUCCCUGUGCAGAAGGAACCAUCUCCACUCAGGAAGAUGCAGAAAAAUGCACCAAGUGUCCAGAAGAUCAGUAUCCAAAUCAGGAACAAACCCAAUGUAUCCUCAAGGUCAUCACUUUCCUGUCCUAUGAAGAAAAGUUGGGGAUCAUUCUGGUUUUCUUUAUCCUAUUCUUGUCCUUCACUACCUGUGUGGUAUUAGCCAUCUUCAUUAAACAUCUAGAAACUCCAAUAGUCAAGGCCAAUAACCGUGACCUAUCCUAUAUUCUCCUCCUCUCCCUCCUUCUUUCCUUCUUAACCUCCUUCCUCUUCAUUGGUCCUCCAAGGAAAGCAACUUGCCUUCUCCGACAAUCAGCCUUCAGCAUCAUCUUCUCUGUCGCUGUCUCUUGUGUCUUGGCCAAAACAAUCAUGGUGGUGCUGGCCUUCUUGGCUACAAAGCCAGGAAACAGAAUGAGGCGAUGGCUGGGGAAGAGCUUGGCCAACUCCAUCAUUCUUUCUUGUUCCAGUGUCCAAGCUGUCAUAUGUACUUUCUGGCUAUGGAAUUCUCCACCCUUCCCUGACUCUGAUAUGCACACCCAGCCUGGAGAGAUCAUCCUACAAUGUAAUGAAGGCUCUGAUGCCAUGUUUUAUGUUGCUCUUGGCUACAUGGGCUUCCUGGCUGUUGCCUGCUUUACGGUGGCUUUCCUGGCCAGGAAUCUGCCUGGGACCUUCAAUGAAGCCAAGCUGAUCACCUUCAGCAUGCUGGUCUUCUGCAGCAUCUGGGUCUCCUUUGUGCCCACCUACCUGAGCACCAAGGGGAAAUACAUGGUGGCCCUGCAGGUCUUCUCCAUCUUGGCCUCCAGUGCUGGCCUGCUGGGCUGCAUCUUCCUCCCCAAGUGCUACAUCAUUUUACUAAGACCAGAUCUGAAUACAAAGGAGCAGCUAAUCAUAAAAGUAAAAUAGAUAAAAAUGAUUCUUAUUCAUCCUUUUUUCAAGGAGAGACAUCUGACACCUCUUUGUAUCUCCCAAAUGAUACCU
Molecule: messenger RNA, 1872 nt
Organism: Candoia aspera
Lineage: Eukaryota; Metazoa; Chordata; Lepidosauria; Squamata; Candoiidae
Product: vomeronasal type-2 receptor 26-like
Exons: 6
Coding region: 1-1797 (598 amino acids)
Biological process (GO): G protein-coupled receptor signaling pathway
Cellular component (GO): plasma membrane
Molecular function (GO): G protein-coupled receptor activity
Source: RefSeq, a predicted model, not a curated record